Messenger RNA from Thecamonas trahens ATCC 50062, 2625 nucleotides. RefSeq lists its product as uncharacterized. The record is from RefSeq and is a predicted model, not a curated record. NCBI's taxonomy places the organism in Eukaryota, Apusomonadida, Apusomonadidae. Gene Ontology annotation, molecular function: ATP binding; RNA polymerase II CTD heptapeptide repeat kinase activity; nucleic acid binding. Gene Ontology annotation, cellular component: nucleus; mediator complex. Gene Ontology annotation, biological process: protein phosphorylation. The transcript has 2 exons. Bases 1 to 2625 code for a protein of 874 amino acids.
AUGAGGCAGCCGACGAGGGUCCAGGCUGUGGCCAUCCCGCGCAUCGGCCGCUCCGACUCGGACCUCAUCAUCCAGGCCCGCAAUGGGACAGGCAAGACGCUUGUCUUUGCCCUUGCUGGCGUGGAGCGCAUGCUGGAGGAGGCCGAUGUUCAUACCCAUACCAGUGCCGAUGGCUGCCGCAAUGAGCUGGUGGCCUAUCCAGAGAUCUUGGUCGUCGUGCCCACGGCAGAGCUGGCUGUCCAGCAUGCUGCAGUGGUCAAUGCGCUCGGAUCGGCGCUUGUGCCGCCGCUACAGACGGCGGUACUGUCGGGCGCAACAUCCAUCGAUACCGCCUUGCAGGCGCUGGGCACUGACGCCCGUGCCGCGGUCGGAUCGCCCGGUCGACUGGCCCAUUUGCUGCGUCUGGGCCUGCUCUCAGCCGCGGCAGUGGUGACAGUUGCUGUGGACGAAGCGGAUGUAGUCUGUCUCACGUCGUCUUUCCGCGACGACAUGGCGACGCUGGCAGCAGCCUUGCCGGCAUCGGCGCGCCGGAUGUUCUUCACCGCCACCCUCCCAGACGGCUUUGUCUCGUCACCGCACGUAGCGCCGUUGCUCCGCAAGGGCUCUUCACCAGAGAUUGUGGCGGUCGAUGCGGAACAGUUGGCGCUCGAGCACAUGGCCCAGUUUCACGCGGACGCCAGUGCUUGCCGUAAGCCGCGGCAGCGCAAGAAUCUGCUGGAAAGCUACCUUGCAGCGCUCGACCCGCAUCAGGCCGUGGUCUUUGCCUCAUCGCACGCGCUCGCGGCGUCGGUGGCUAAUGCGCUCAGCGAUUGCGGGUGGGCGACGGAGAUGAUAUCGGGCAAGCUUGCGUUUGAAGAGCGAAAUGCAGCGUUGGAGCGGUUUCGCGAGUACAAUGCCCAGAUCCUGGUCGCCACCGAUGUCCUGGCCCGCGGCAUUUCCAUCGACCGGGUCAGCGUCGUUGUCAACUAUGGCCUUCCAGCCUCGCUCGCCACCUAUCUGCAUCGGAUCGGACGGUCGGGCAGGGCCGGCGCGCGUGCAGCAGCGCUCACGCUCACCUUUAGUGCCAAUGAUGGAGCCACGCUCCAGGACUGGGCCCAAGCUGCUGGCGCCCCGCACUUUGCCGCCUGGCCGGAUCCGGCCACUCCACCACCAGCUCUCGUCGACUUUGUGCCGCCGCUAACUGACAGCGAGGCGGCGAUCAAAGCCGCCCACACUGUGGCGCGGACUGCACCUGUGUCGAACCCGCUGCCUUUGUCGCCGCCGCAUCCCAGCUCGCCCCUCGCUGUCGGGACACUACUGAUCUGCCACGGCGAUAGUGAUGACGAGCUGGAUCUUGCAGAGGCUGACUACUCCACCUCCUUUACCCGUCUUGUAGGCGAGCUCGACCGAUACGUGCUCGAGGCCGAGGUUGGCCGGGGUACGUACGGCAAGGUGUACAAGGCCCAGAUGGUGCGCGGUACCACGCCAGGCUCGGAGCCAGCGCCGCAGACAAGCGAGAUUGUAGCGCUGAAGGAGUUCAACGGGGCGGACAGGGUCGAUGGCAUCCCGCUGUCAGGCAUCCGCGAGAUGGCGCUCCUCCGUGAGCUGAAGCACCCGAGCCUGGUCACGCUCCACGACGUCGUAGUCGAGCCCGGAUCCGGCUCGACAUUCCUAGUGCUCGAGUAUGUUGAGCACGAUCUGGAGAAGCUGCUCAUUCACCACGCCAAGCGCAAGCACCCGCUGAUGGCCGAGACCGUGCGGUCGAUGAUGUGGCAGCUCGUGAGCGGCAUCGAGUACAUGCACGCCAACUGGGUCAUGCAUCGCGACAUGAAGCCGUCCAACGUGCUUGUCUACGGCCACGGCCCGCACUUUGGCCACAUCAAGAUCACCGACUUUGGCAUGGCUCGCAUCUUCAAGACGCCUGCCGUCGCCCUCACCGCCAACAACCCGGUUGUCGCCACCCUCUGGUACCGCGCCCCAGAACUGUUGCUGGGCGCGCGCCACUACACGCCGGCCAUCGACGUCUGGGCCCUCGGCGUCAUUUUUGCCGAACUGCUUUUUCUCCAGGUGCUCUUCAAGGGCAAGCAGAUCGAGGAGAAGGCCUCUGACAUCAAGACCUUCCAAUCGCACCAGAUGGAGGCCAUUGUCAACAUACUCGGCACCCCCGACCCGGCCACCUGGCCUGGCCUCGCCGACCUGGCCCACGCCAACCAGCUGGCAGCCUUUACUCGGGUCGAGAGCAGGCUCGACGCCACCCUGCGCAAGCUCGGCAAGCUGCGCAAGCCGCAGCUCCUGCUCUCAUCACAGGCCUGCGAUCUUCUCAAGCGCAUGGUAGCCUACAACCCCGACGACCGCAUCACCUGCGCAGACGCCCUCAGACACCCGUACUUUGCCAAACUGCCCGCCCCGACAUGUGACGCCUUUGCCGCGGACACCAAGCCGCUCAGGUACCCGCUCCCGGCUCUCAAGCCCGUCACCUCGUCAUCUGCUGGCCCGUCUGCACCCAGCCACCCGCCACUUCCACCUGGCCCCCCGCCGCCCCCGCCACCCCCGCCCCCAUCCGGCCUGCCGCCGCCAUCGUCAUCCGCCCGUCACCGCCCUGUCCAUCCCAACCCACGCGCCCUCAAGCGGCACAAGCCAAACUAG